Messenger RNA from Volvox carteri f. nagariensis, 696 nucleotides. RefSeq lists its product as uncharacterized. The transcript has 4 exons. The record is from RefSeq and is a predicted model, not a curated record. Bases 1 to 696 code for a protein of 231 amino acids. NCBI's taxonomy places the organism in Eukaryota, Viridiplantae, Chlorophyta, Chlorophyceae, Chlamydomonadales, Volvocaceae.
AUGGACGCUCUCGCCGCCAAGGCCGCGAGGAGGCUGGAGUUGUACCACGGCGACAGACCUGCCGUACAGCGAAUGAUGUCCCUCAUGGCGCCACCAAGUCCCACGGCAGGCACGGCCUCAGCGGGCUUGCCCGUCCGAGCCAACAGCAGCAGCCCCGCCAUCCGCCAGCCCACCAACGUCGGAGCGGGGAGUACAAUCAGCGGCACAGGAGCGGCGGCGGCGGCGGCGGCAGCCGCCGCCGCUGCCGCCGGCGUCGUCAUCAGGCCCGUCAGUCCUACCCGGAUACCUUCUCGCCUCGGCAGCCAGCGGCCACCAACGCUGGCCGUUGACGGCACCGCCGCCGCCGCCAGCGCGGAGUCCGGGCGAAGUCCGGGUGCCAGCCCGGCAGUCCGCAUACCGGUGGUUCCGGAGCUGGUCCCUCCAGCGUCACCAUCAGCAUUCCCGAUACGGCAGUGUCUGACGUACGACGAGAUUGCGCACAUCAAGGCGGAGGCCAAACGAGCCCUCAUGGGUGGCGGCAGUACGACAAUACCCGCUGGCGGCACCGGCACUGGUACGGGCACCGGCACAGGCUGUGGGACGCGGCCUCCGGGCCCCAACCUUCCGGGUCCCCCCGGUGAGGGCGGAGGGGGUAGAGGGCUCAUGUCGAUGAACUUGGGCUCCAGUAAAGCGAUGACGAGUCCCUUGGGGCUGUGA